This is a messenger RNA of Acanthosepion pharaonis, 1548 nucleotides long. The record is from the annotation of a GenBank genome assembly. NCBI's taxonomy places the organism in Eukaryota, Metazoa, Mollusca, Cephalopoda, Sepiida, Sepiidae.
AUGGCUCCUACACGACGAACAUCCGCACGUCAGCAACUGAAGACCCCUAAUACCGUUAACGUUACACAUGCAGAACAGGCGACUGCGGAUGAGCACAUAAUAACUCCGGUUACAGAUGAUCAUAUAGCGUCUACUUCAACUUCUGCUUUGCACUCUUCUGCGUGCCGUGGCGAUGACCAACACGGCAGCUCUGCAAAGGCUGCAAAAACAACCAGGCGAGGCAACCUUAGCAGGCGUUCUAAAAAAGCCUCACCGGAUAAGGGGAAACGGGAGCAGGAUUCCAUUGAGUGCGCCUCCUUUGGGGGAGAACAGAGCCCGCAUCGAAAAGCUACUCGCAAUGCAGCCGACGCCGCUGCAACUUCCAUUCGACGGUCCCAGGAGACCACGGCUGAGAAAACCGCACGUAACGUAGUGAAAGUUGCGGCAACAUCCAUUCGACAGUCCCAGGAAUCCAUGGCUGAGAAAACCGCACGCCAUGCAGCCGACGCCGCUGCAACUUCUGAUGCAAGGGCGUCGGAAAGUUCCGCUCAAAAGCGCACAAAGCGGCAACGAGAUGCAAUUUCAACUUCCAUGCUAGGCCUGUUGAAGGACCUACUGAAAGACUUGAAAGGUUGCAGACUGUUAACCAGCGCCGGCAUGCAAAGCGAGGGCUCUGUAGCCCACCAAAGCAGUUUUGGUUUAAGCUGGCGUUCAACUAUGAGCCAUUACCUAUUCUUUUUGUUUCUCGCUUCUUUUACUUUUAUCACUUUCCCUAAUUUCAUUGUUCACGAUAGCCUAUCUCUCUCCCUCUGUCCUUCUCUCCCUCACUCCCUAUCUAUAUGUCUAUCUCAAUUAGUUCAUAGUUCACAUCUAUUUGUCUCUAUCUAUUCUAAACAUUUCCCUUUCAUCUUCUUUUAUUCAUAUACUAACUCCUCUUACGUGGCAAAUUGUUUCUAUCUAUCUAUCUAUCUAUCUAUCUAUCUAUCUAUCUAUCUAUCUAUCUAUCUGAUACAGUCUGUUCAAAGCAAAGAUGAAUAUUAUUUACUGUGCUAUAGAACACAAUGCAUAUCUAUCUAUCUAUGCAUAUCUAUCUAUCUAUCUAUCUAUCUAUCUAUCUAUCUAUCUGAUGCAAACACAAUGUAUAUCUAUCUAUCUAUCUAUCUAUCUAUCUAUCUAUCUAUCUAUCUAUCUAUCUAUCUAUCUAUCUGUGUUAGCCGAUUUAAGUCUAUCACGAUGCCUCAGGCUGUUUAUAUCUAUCUAUCUAUCUAUCUAUCUACGGCUAUAUCGACCAUUCUAGAACGAAUUUUUGAAUUCAUUUUCUAUCUAUCUAUCUAUCUAUCUAUCUAUCUAUCUAUCUAUCUAUCUAUUUUGAUUCCAAGUCUGUCUCAUACUAAAAUUUAUAGACAUAAUAAACUUGCAUGCAUCAAACUCAUCACUUUCACUCUCUCUUUUUGUAUCAUUUUGUUCAUAUCUCUCCCCCUUUCCCUAUCUAUCUAUCUAUCUAUCUAUCUAUCUAUCUAUCUAUCUAUCUAUCUAUUCCUCUCACGAUAUAUCUCUCUAUAUCAAUAG